CUUUGGUACAGUGCGGAGACACUCCCGGCGGCUGACCUGAAUCAUGAAGGAGUGUUUUCCCACUUCUUCCUGCCCUAAAACUGCUCUCCAGACACAUUUUGUGACUUUUAUAUGACUUUAUAAUCUCUCUGAAGAAAACCGAAUGGAUCAACAGACAUAUUUUUAUAGGAGAAUAUAAAACUUGUUUAUAUUUCUGGAGACUUAUCACCGCCGGUAUGAACUUUGUGAUGUUCAGAUUAUUUGUACAUUUGUGUUAACGAGCUUCGCCGGUAAAACCUCAACAGUCUACUAAUGGAGACCGAAGCAGAAGUGUCACCGGAGUACCAGACUGUUUACUCUGCCGUUAAAACUCUGAGUGGAUCAAACUCACAGCUGAAGAAACUACUGCAUUUUAAAGUUUAUAAGAGGAGGUGGUUUGUUCUGCUCGUGUUGUGUUUGCUGAACUGCUCCAACGCAACGGUGAGUUUACAGGAAUAAUGUUCACGAUUACCUGACAGGUCAUUGUUUUUAUUGGCUGAUUAAAGUCGAUCUCACCUGGAAAAAAAGUUAUAAAACACUGUGUACUGUAUGGAGGCCCAAUAGUGCCAAAAGGGAGAUGGAGGAAAUAUUUACACAGGCCACUCAAAAGUGACCUAUGUUGAAGUUAGACUAUUAAACUAUAAGUAUAUGAAGUAGGAUAAAAGAAAUAGGUGGACCACUAUGAAUAUAGUGUUCAUUUAUUUAUGUAUAAAUCUAUACGUUUUGUUUACGUCUCUAUUAUUGGUUGAAAAACAGAUUUUCUUCCCUUUCACCGUGAAGAGGAGAUAAGGGUCCAUGUAUUAUCCACCCAUUCAAUUAUUCCAUUCAGUCUAGUAAACAAAAAACGCAAAAAAGAGUCAAUAUUUUGUUUAUCUGUUUUUCUGUAUAAAGGUCCUUUCAUACUGGGACCGUUUUUGUCGUGUCAAUAUUUUUUUGAACCCGUAUCCUGUCAAUACAAGUGUUCACAUCAGCAACGUUUUCCCGUCCUGCGAUAUUGCGGCAUUUAUUCUUUUGGAUCAUGGUCGAUUUUUUAAAGUUUUGCAUAUUGUGUGUCCACUUCUGACCAAUCAGAUUGCGUGUUGUUGCGACGUCUGAUUCACCGGUAUAUCCAACAUGGCCGACCGGCUGAUUAUUUAUGAUCGUUUCCACAAACAUUACAAAGAUAACGACGUGAGGGACAACUUGUGGAGAGUCACAGCGUUGGAUUUCUGAUAUGACAAUGUGCUUUAACAGUUUGCUAAACGUCUUUGUUCUAACUUUCAUCUGUGCUAACGUAAGCUAACGGUUGUUACUAUAGUUUCAUGUGCUUAACUGGAACUGGAUAUUAAACUUAACUGUUGCAUAUUGUUGGUCAGCAUUUGGUUAUCAUGGCCUCUGCAGAAUGUAUUCAAUAGAAGACAGUGACUUCUGUUUUGGCUGUUCCUUUUCAUGUAAACAUAUGUAUGCUACAUUUUCAGAUGCUGAAAAUGCAAAAUAGGAUCUUCUGCAAAAGCCACCUGUGACUUCUAAGCUGACUGUGUUUGUUUGUGCUCAGGGCCUUGUUUAAGACCACCUGUAUGUGACAUAAAUCACAGUGUUUUCAUAUGAACACAGACCUUUUAGGGGUACUUUUUAGGCAUUUUUGUCCCCUAUUGGAUGGUACAACUAAAGUGAGAGAGGAAAUGUGUUUGAUCGGUCAGAGGAAGAAGGUGUGUGUGUGUCUGAAAAGCCAAGGGACGGAAAAUGCACCACAACAGAGAGGUGGGAUAUCCAGUUAAACAGGCGAACUGUAAAACAAGCUACUGCUUUAAAUGAACGCUGUGCUGUGUUUUUUCUCAGAUGUCAGACAUCUUAAAUAGUUUAAAUAGCAGCUGUGGUGGUGAGCAGUGUGCUCUAUUGACGUGGUGACUCUUUAUGUUCACUGAAACUUGAUAUUAUUCCCCGGAGAUGUUGUCAUUGUAAAGCAGAGUGUGCCUGGAGGCAAGCGUGCUCGUCUCUGUCAUGCAAACCGAGGCCCCCCUCACCUUUCUGCAGCUGCCAGGGGACCAGUCUUCUCUGUGGGAGCCAUUGUUUACACGAGGCUGGUGUUCACACUCACAAAGGAUCCUCAGCUGGCCUGAGACUCAGUCUUGAUACAGCUGAUGAGCCUGUUAGACAUCAAUCUGUCGGAUAUGAGCAGGGAUUAACAAAAGAAAUCCUGCAGUGGGCUUUUGAGUUUGUCUCAUGAAUUGAUUUUAGAUGAAUUUGAAAAAACAGAUUAGCACCAUUUGAUUGUUUUCAACCUGAAUAAGUUUCAUUUUCACAGGGAAAGACACCUAUAACUGGAUUUAUAAUAUUAAAAGAACAGCUAAAACAAACAUUGAUAUUUGUAUAAUAUACUCUGUCUUUAAAUCAAGUUUUCUAUAAAGAUCAGGCACACAUUGACUGCUGGGUCACGGUCUUAGCUGGGUUUACCCGAGAAAAUUCUCUGGGCCUCAUGGAAAAUAUUUAGUCAACCACACAAUGAAUGUAAAGAACUAAAAUCCCAGAUCACGCUCAGCCCAGAUUGUAGAUUUCUUAUCAGAUCAUUUUUAUACUGUUUUUAUGCUGUUGGUUUUGCACAGUUAAUGAGAAUUAUGACAAAAUCCAACAUUAAGAGUUUUAUAAAGAAGAUCAUUUCUUUUCUCAGGUUAACUCCAGUGGUAAACUUUCAUAUAUUCGACAUUCACUACACAUUAACUGAAAUAUUUCAAGCUUGUUUUUUAAUUUGAAUGACUUUGACUUGGAGCAGAAAUAUUGAGUAUUUUCUGAAAUUAAAAGUUACAAUAUAGAAAUUUCAAACUUUAAUGAAUUUAUUCAUUUCUAUAUCAAAUGCCCAAAAUGUUUGAGCCUCUUUUCCACAAAUUACUGCAUCAGAGAGGUUUUCCAUCCUCAUCAUGGUCCAUCUCUUUGUGUUUCAUGAGAUUUCUGUGCUGAUUAAUCAAACACAGCGGUGUCAGUGACCAUUUGGCGGUAGAUUUGGCGCUGUGGGCAGGUGCUAAGCUAUUCGUAGAAGGUGUACUGUGGGCUGAGCUUGGCCUGCCUGAACUAACUCUGACUCAGUGUUAAAUCACUGCAUUGAUUACUGGAUUAUUACAGAUCAGGCCUUUUCUCAACUGAUUUGAAAGAACUGCUUAAUUUGCUGUGUUUCUGUUAAAGCUCCAGUUAGGAACUUUGGGUCUGUGUUGAAAUGGGCACCCCCUGUGGACAAAGCGAUGUUCACUUUUCAUCCUCUACCUGCUCGAUUAGUGUUUUCUGAGAAAAUACUUACUUUGCUAACUUUUGACAAUCAAAUGGAUCAUUUAUUGUUAAUAUUUAACAUUUAGAAAAUUAAAAAACUGUGUCCUCUGCUGUUUGGCGGACACCUACCCCCCCAAAAAUGUAUUUCAGACAUCAAAAUUCUUCUGUAAAAGUGGUCAAUCUCAUGGCUCAUGGUGUUUUUGCCUCUGUAAUAAAAAGCAUCAGUAUUCGUUCCAGUCUGUUUCAUACAUGUCAAAAAACUGCUAAUAGGAGCUUUAAGUAUAGUAGUUAAUACAAUAUAAAGUCCCAGCAGAAGAAACUGCAAACAUGCUGGUAUGUUGAUGAAACAUCAUUAUUAGAUUUUGACCAUUAAUUAGAUUUUCCUAAGAGUGAAUCCACUUCUGUGCAGGACAGAUCAUGUGUCCAGAAUAAUUCAGUUUGACUUAAAUAAACCUAGACUGAUGCUGUUUUUGUAGUUUCAGAGUUUUGUUUAAGGGUCAAGUCAAUUCUCUGCUUGCUUUCUUUUACAUCCCAUUCUCAGGACUCGUUAAGCAGCGGUCACAUUACAGAGUUCAUGACUGUGUUAUGAUCAGACUUACUGUUUCAGUGUUAAAGCACGAAUGUUUAAUACAGUCUAAAGAAAAUCUGAUUUUGUUGGUUAUUCAGAAAAUUCUUCAGCCUUCACUGCAGUGACCUGUUGCACCAUGAGGCAAUGAAUUAAAACCCUUUGAAAGGCUUUGAAGUGAAAGCUCUCUGUAAAUGCUGCUUUAGUGACAUUUGUGCAUUUGACAAAACCACCUCAAUCAUAAAUAUCCAAACAUCAUAAACACGUCUUAUUUUCAGAAUAUUUCAUUUUUCAAAUAUCCAGAGCGAUCACACUAACUAAUAUUUCUCUGUAUGUUCAUCCUCCCCAGUUAUGGCUGACCUUCGCUCCAGUAGCGGACCAGUCGGCCCAGUAUCUGCAGGUCUCUCUGGAGGACAUCAACUGGUUGUCGCUGGUUUGCAUGGUGGUUGCUGUCCCGCUCAGUCUGGGGACCACAUGGAUGCUGGACACCCUCGGUUUACGAAUCACGGUACAAAAGUCACACUAGAGGCUCCUUUUGAGUCAUCGUUCGGGCUAAAGUUUCUGUACUUUUCUCUCUGAGUAUGUUAACCUCAGAAAUGCCAUUUACUGGUUUCUGAGGCGGCGUUUUGAAGCCCAGAGACCACAGUCGCCACAACAGAGGAGUGAGACAGCACGCUCUGUUUCAGGAGUCUGCCUACACAGCUGCACAACAACACACUUUACCCAGCUAACACUGAGCUUGAGUUUGUAAUGCACUUUUUUGAAAAAAAGUCAAGGUGAAAGUCAAGAGCAUUGGUGCUACUGUAGAUGCCAACAGACUACCAGCAAACACAAUGUUUGCAGGACUUCUACAACUAGGAUAAAGUGACAUAGUCCAGGACCCGAGGGAGGACAGUUUAGCGAUGGCGCUACAACACGCUACAGCAGGUCCGUUUGACAAGGAACACUUCUGUUACAGACACUUGUCUUACUUUGUUAAAGCGGUUUACCUGUCCAGCAGAAAGGUUACAGGGUCAUGAAGAUCCCGAAGCAUCUCCAAUCGUUGACCCGGCUUUUUUAGCUCUUGUCCGGUCUACCUCCUUUUUAAGCGCCCGUUAUUCCUCCAGAGUCUCCGGUAUUUACUUUGUUUUCCUGCUUGUGUUGUCAGUCGUGACCAAAGGAGGAUUCAGACAAUUUUCCGUACUUUGUGGUUGGUUUCUACUGUCCGAUAUUGUAGCACGCUAACUUUGUUUGGGCUCGUGGACGUUAUUCGAGGAUGUGGAGCGUGCCUGACAACACGAUCAUCUGCCUCACAACCAAUCAGGUUGGGGGGGUUGGAGAAUGGCUUUGUUUACAGUCAGGAAGAGCGGGCUGCUCAAAGAUUUUCAAAUGUUGACUACACAGACAUAACAAAACACAGCAAUAUCAUUAUUUCACCAAUAGCUAUUAAUAGCUAUUGACUGAUAUUAAAAGCUUUUUUGUAUAUACACCAUGAAAAAAAGAUGCUUCUUAAACAGUAUCCUGCCUACUCCACCUUUAAGAGAGGGGAGCUGGAAACAGGAAUUAAAAAAACUGAAUUCUGUUUGCUCAUAAUUAUUUUUACCUGUCUAAGCCCAUUAUAUACUUCUCCAGGUUUGUGUUUCACACUGAUUUGCUAAAAGGUCUUUAACAAAACAGUUGAAAAUUAAAUAGUGUCUUCAGUUUUGGUGCUGAAAAUGAAGAACUAGGUUUUAGAAACAGCUCAGAAUCUGUAUAUGCAGUUGUGUACCCUGUUGUGCGUGAGUGAAACAGACCUACCAUGCUCCCCUCUGAUCUCUGCAGCUGAUUCUGGGGUCCUGGCUGAACAUGUUUGGAGCUCUGCUGCGGUUCUGUGGGACUCCGCAGACUGAGCCAGCCAUAAUGCGGUACCCCAUCGUGAUGUUUGGACAGACCCUGGCGGCCUUGGCUCAGCCCCUCAUCAUCUUCGCUCCCACAAAGAUGGCAGCUCUGUGGUUCCCGGACCAUCAGCGCGCCACAGCCAACACCAUCGCCUCCAUGUGUGAGUGACCUGUGAGCUGAGCGUGAAUCCAUCAGUUUAAUCCCUAAAUUUAUUUCUUUGUAAUCUUGUUGUAGAGAAAUCCUGCGACUUCACCAGCCUCCACUGUGUUAACUUUCUCUUUGGUAUUUAUCAGGCACGAUUAAAAAAGAGAGACACAGCUGCCAAAACAAGUGUUCAGGAGAGGCAUCUGUUGGCACUGUGCUUUUUACCAUCCAAAAAUCCAUUGUUGUAGCUUUAAUGGGUAUUAUGUUUUACCAGAAGACACUCUUUAACAAGAUGUGGGAUUAUAUGCAGAGAUUAUGUAAUUAAGAGGAUUUCCAAAAAGGUGUGUCUUAGAAAAUUAAAAAAAGAGGUCAAGAACAACUGCUGGUAUUAUCAGCUUUACUUCAAUAAUGAAUAAAAAACUAUUUUUUGUCUUUUCUCUGAGGGAAUUCACGUAUUUUGGGGGGUGGCUGUGGCUCAGCUGAGAGCAGGUCGUCUCUAAAUUCUCCUCUGUACUAUCCUGCACCAUCAGUGUAGAAUAAAAGAGCUUUGAGCGAUCAGGAAGACUGGACGGGUUUGUUUAGUCUGAGUCUGUUUACGUUGAAAAUAAGCCCAAGAAACAACAGAAACACACUGACAUUCAUUCAUUCAUUAAAGUACAUUAAAAAAAACAUGAAAUAUAAGCAUUAUAGGUGCGGUCCCACAUGUAGAGCUGGAGACACGGUAUCCAUGGUUUCCAGAUGAAUGUCCAGUCUGAGUCAUUAGACCACAGGACAGUUUUUCACCUCAACUCAAACCCAGAGAAGUCGUUGGAAAGUCACGUCUUUGUUUCCCUCUCUGCAUUUGCGGACACAGCAACAAACUGUUAUAGGAGUGAUUGUGAGCAAGUGUUGUGUGUUUGUGAACGAUUCAUUCAAAAGAACCGAAUCCUUUAAGUGAACGUACUGAACCGAAUCACUUCCUCAAGUGAUUUGUUCGUUUUUCACUUCAGUUGAGCUGUCAGAAGCGCACCUCCAAUUCUGUGCUCACGAUAUAAUCAGACAGUUAAAUAUGUAACUGUAGCCCUUUGGGAAAUUAGAGGAAGCGAUGGUCGAUGCAGCUCCUCCGAUCAUGCGUUCAAUCGGUUUUCAUGCUGUGUAAUAAAUAGAAGAAGGAAGUGGGUCACUAUUACCACGUGCGUCCGAUGGCGUGGAAAUGCGUGUUUUAGCUCAUCAGCAAAUUCUCAUGCACGCUCAGCAACAUCUUUAGAUCUAUAGAUUUGAAAAUGUUUUAAAGUUGGUUUAAUUGAUACAGUAUUAAUAUGAAUUUCAUGUUGUUACCAAUACGGAAUAGUAAGAAACAGGAUAACUGAAACAGGGAACUGAAAGUGUUGAAUCUAAAGAGGACAUGAAACAGAAUAACCCUGAACUCCACUUCUCCUUUCUCUCCACAGCCAAUCCCCUGGGUAUCCUCCUCGCUAACAUCAUCUCCCCCAUGAUCGCACAAACAUCUCGACAAAUCCCGUCCCUGGUGAGUGAACCUCAGAAUAAAACACAAAUUCGGGGACAGAAAGUCUGCUCUGAGUGGUCGGAAUAUUUCUAAACAUGAAAAAGCAAAGUAAUAUGUUUUUUAAAAAAUAGGCAAGUAAAUAAUUCUACUUCAUUUUACUCUUUGAUAAACACUUGAUAAUUGCUGUUGAGUUUUCAGCUCAGUUUGCCUUAAAUACACCCAGCAAACAACCAAGGAAGAGGCCGUUUGUGUAGCGAAGAGACAGGUUAAUACUAUCUCAAGGUGAAGGCAGAAACCAUUUUUCAUGCUGUGAAUGUAAUAACUGCGUAUAAUGAAAAGAAGAUUGCCAACAAAGUGCUUCCAUCCUUCUGUAAUUCAGCCUUUUGGUUCGACACGUUCAUUAAAGCUUCUUUCACACAUGCACUUAGACGUUCUAAAGAGCGUCUGCCCACAAACUUUUGCAGAGUUUCUUGUUCAGGUCUCAUUAUGCACGGGAACUCCAGGGGUGCUGAGGUGUAAUAUUUGCAAGAUAUCCGAGACGGCAGGUGAAUAAAAGAGACAAAUCUAUCUGUUAGAGGUUUAUCCUGGAGUGUUAAAAGAGCUAACUGCAGCAGCUGAACUGUGCCCCUCUCUGGCUCUGGUCCCCUCACCUACUAAUGAUGAUAAGUUGCGUCUGAUUUAAGGUGCUGACAUUCAUUUAUCGACACCUUUAUGUGUGUGUUCUCUCCCCCUCUUGUAGCUGCUGUGCUAUGCGAUCCCGGCGUGCAUCAUCUGUUUCCUAGCAACAGUGGGGAUACGGAGCAGCACCCCACCAACGCCGCCGUCAGCCAGCGCAGAGGCGUCCAGCACCGAGCCGUUUGUAAAAGGGCUCAAACUGGUAAGGACACGGGAGGGCGGGCAGGCAAACUAAAACUAAACACCCCGUUAAAACUCUGAAUAGUGCAAAUAACAGAUAAUGACUCCCAAUCAGACGUGUGGGAUUAGGAUUAGAAUCAGCACACAGGGAAGUCCUGUUUUAGGGUUUGAGAUGUUCUGAUUUCUCUGUGAACUGUGGAGCAUUUAGUAUUUUUAUGUCGCCUACAUCUGCUUCAUUACAAAAAAAGAGGUUUAGAAAUCUCAUUUUGCACAAUCUGAAACCUUAAACUUGAAUAUAAGAAGUCAUUUGCUAUAUGACUCAAUCUGAUUUUUACUUUACAACAACAACGUGACAUUAAUCAAAUUUCGGAAAAGCAUGAAUCAGAAUUACUUCAUUAACUUUACUAAAAACAGAAUGAACUUACACGUCAUCAUUUAUUUUGGAUGAUGUUCAAAUUGAGGAUUUAUUUACAUCACCAUCUCUGGGAUUAAAACUCUUUUGGACACGUUGUUGCCUCAUAAAACAAGUGUUUGUCAUGCUUUUAUUAUGAAAUGUUCCUGUCUUGAUUUUGGUCUUGUGCUUUUAUUUUUAAAUAAGCUACCACACAGGCAAAAGUAGUAUUAACAUGCACAAAAGCUGUGUAUUUACCUCCAAUGAAGUUACUAAUUUCUCUAUUUGUUAAUUUGAUAAUUAAUGAAGUGUUUGAGACGUAGGAGAGACUAGGUAGGAGGGGACAAGGAGACAUGGAAGUCAAUGAGGGGGUGUAUUAGGAUGGCUCUUGAUUCUUCCUCGAAUUUUAUUACAUUUAUUUGUUGUUUUUGUUUUAUAACGCCAUAAAAUUUAUAAUUUUAUAUAAUACUUGUUUGCCAAAUGUGAAUAGUUCUAGAGAGCUAGUGCUAGAAACCCAUCAACCCAUAUAUGUAAAAUGGCAGAUGCAAAAUGCACGGAUAAAACACCUGCGUAAGUCCCCGGUCAGAGACAUAAUCACCUCCUCCGUGCAUAUUACUCUCCCAGGUGUUCUCCGUCUACCUGCAGCGUUGAUGUCUCCGCCUGCAGGGGUUGACAUUUUUAUCCUCGGUUAUGUCGGCGCCAACUGGGCUGAAGAUGAGUUUUAUUCCAGGUGAUGACAUUUCUACCUGCAGUGGCGGUUUUUUCGCUGGCGGCUGUGACAUUUCCACCUGAAUGUGGCGCUCAUACCUCAGGUGUAGCUGCAGCAGGAGUGUCUCUGUGCACCGUCUUUGUCCUGCACCAGGCUUUUAGUGAUAAAUCACAUAACUCCAUUGACCCACAGUGUCUCUCUCUCUCUCCUUCAGUUAAUGAAGAACAGAGCCUACCUGAUCCUGCUGCUGUGCUUCGGGGCGGGCAUGGCUGUUUUCAGCAGCUUCUCCACUCUGCUGGAGCAGAUCAUGUGUGUGCAAGGUUACACGAAUGUAAGUUUACCAGAGGAUGAGACAUUAAGUUGAUUUCCCUGGGGUGAAAUUAGGUGUCAUAGAUUGACACUAAAGAGACUCUGGUUAGUCUCCGAGUAUUUAUGUAAAGUCCGAAGGUUAUCCCAACUAACCAAAGGAGCAAAAUGAAGCUCCUUUGAUUCAACUUUUCAACAGAAUAAUCCUAAAAUCUCUUCUCUGCAGGACUUUGCUGGUAUUUGUGGCGCCCUUUUCAUCGUGUUUGGCAUCCUGGGUGCUGGAGUUCUGGGUCUGUACGUGGACAAGACGAAGCACUUUAUCGAAGUCACAAAGAUCAACUUGAGUCUGACAGCUCUGGCGUGCAUCGCCUUCUCUGUGGUGAGCGCAGAAAUCAGGCGUGGUGUCAUACCUGGUUUUAAAGGCGUGACUCUGACUCUGAGUGUUUCAGCUUUUGUGGAAGUGACGGAGUGGGAGGAAUUAAUCAGAUUCUCAUCUCUCCUCCUCCUCCUCUUCUCAGGUGUCUCUGUUACGGGAGCAGAAAGCCGCCAUCGCCACCGUCUGCUCCCUUUUCGGCUUUUUCGGUUACGCCAUUUACCCAGUGGCCAUGGAGCUGUCUGUGGAGUGUUCGUAUCCUGUGGGAGAGGCCACGUCAGCUGGACUCCUCUUCAUAUCGGGGUACCACAGUCUUGGCUUCACUCUCAGUACACAGAUGAUUAUCAGUCAAACGAUGUUUAUGUCAAAAAUAAACUUUUACUGCAGCUCUUAGUUUAAUUUUGCCUUUUAUGAGGAGCAGCUGUAACUUCAUAAAAUUUAAAGAGAGAUUUAGGAAAUAGAUUUGGAAGAGCUAAAAUUACAAACCCAACGUUCUGAUAAAAACUGGUCCUGAUUGUGCUGCUUAUGGUAGUUUUAAAACGUUAUCACCACUUCUUUUUUAUCUUUUUGAUCGUAUUUGAUUUCCAAACUCUCAUCUAUCUCUUAUCUUCUUUUGUCCUCUCCAGGCAGGUUCAGUCUGUUCUCUACAUAAUCCUGCUUCAGAGUUUGACCACACGGCUCGCAGACCCUCCCUGGUCCACAUGCGGGAACGCCGUCCUGAGCUGGAGAGGUAGGUCACGUGACGUUACACGGUUUCUGAUUUGAUUCAUCAGCCUGUGAAUCUUCAUAAACUCGUCUCUAAACGCCGGUAUCCCUCCUCCUCUUCCUCCUACUCAGUGCCUCUGAUGGUGCUGGCCGGUCUGUUCAGCCUCUUCACCUGCAUCUUUGUGCUCUUCUUCCACACGCGGUACAAACGACUGGAGGCCGAGGAAGAGGCAACGUACGGGACCAAACCGGGCAGCGGCUCCACGACCACUGAGCACUCUCUGAGUAUUAACACCUGAAACUCCUGAGCGGACAGGCAGAGGGCAUUAGGGGUGUUUUUCUGAGGGUCUUCCUACCAAAACGUUCCUGUUAUUGUCGUUUAUUUUGUGUCGCAUCAGGGCCAAACUUUUUUUGUACUUUGAUUUAAAACAGCGGAUGGUACAUUGAAUCUGUUGCUGCUGACAGUUGGCAUUUUAUAUAACUUAAAAAUAAGAAUAAUGCACUUGUAAAUGUAUAAUUUGACAGAUAUAAAAAUCCACUUUUGUAGGUGUUCUCAAAAUUACACUUGGGAAGUUAACAGUUACCAUUCCAGUCCUGAAAAUACAGUUUUAUUGUUCUUCAUUUUUACUCUCAUGAUGUUCAUUUCCAACCAAACUACAUGUGACAUGAUGUAGUUUGGUUUUUAUUGACAUGAUAGGGGAGAAAACAGUUAUAAACAGAUUCCUAUGUCUGUUGUGACCUCUAAACGGUUGAUUGGUCCGAAUCACAGCCGGUCUGUUUGCUACAGAAACUUGUUUUUGACUUUCAGGUGGUUUACAGUUUCGUUUUUUGAUCACUGACACUUUUUUUGCCAUCAGACUGCACUGAAGAUGUUUGAAAUAACGGAACGCACGAUGAAAAGCCCAGAGCAGAAAGUAAUUUUUCAUAUUUAAACUGACUGUCUAAACUAGAAUACUAAACUGCAGUACCACAUCCUUCAGUCAUUAACUGUUUUUCUAGGGGUGAAAAUCCUUAAUGGACUUUAAUUAGCUGUUAUAGGUGAUCUGAGGAGGGGCUGCAGACUUUUCUGAACAGUCCUCACAGACAUCGAAGUGUUACAGUUUGGAGUUUUUGUGCAAUAAUAAACCCACUGACACAAACACUGGUGUGCCUGAUGCAAAGAUUAUCUACUUCGGCAGAGUUUUUGACAAACUCUUACUCAGUGUUAUUCAGGUGUAUUGAAAGCUUCUUUACUCGUUCAAACCACUUCAUUUGUUAAUUUUCUUUGAUUUUGUAUCAUGUUUUUUCACAUGACCUUUUAGUUUCACUGCUACUUGUUUUGACCUUUUAAAACCUGUUUAGUAAAGGGUUAGAGGAAAAUACUGAACUGAGGUUGAAUUGAGUGAAGGCUCUGAAUCUAGAAAUGGAUCCUUGAAAGUAUUUCACAUUAUUUUCUGUCCAAAUGCCUGAAAAUGUCAAUAAAAUGGUACACCACU
Molecule: messenger RNA, 12121 nt
Organism: Xyrichtys novacula (pearly razorfish)
Lineage: Eukaryota; Metazoa; Chordata; Actinopteri; Labriformes; Labridae
Source: the annotation of a GenBank genome assembly